This is a messenger RNA of Elephantulus edwardii (Cape elephant shrew), 3217 nucleotides long. It is a transcript of the gene EML3, whose product is annotated as echinoderm microtubule associated protein like 3. Gene Ontology annotation, cellular component: mitotic spindle. The transcript is spliced from 22 exons. Bases 296 to 2983 code for a protein of 895 amino acids. The record is from RefSeq and is a predicted model, not a curated record. Lineage: Eukaryota; Metazoa; Chordata; Mammalia; Macroscelidea; Macroscelididae. Gene Ontology annotation, biological process: microtubule cytoskeleton organization. Gene Ontology annotation, molecular function: microtubule binding.
GCGUCCGGCGCCUGUUUGUGCUGCGGCGCUGGGGCCCGGGACCGGCCCGCCGCCCACCCCCGGGAGCCGAGCGUCCCUCGGGAAAGCCCGAGGCCCCGGCGGGCCCUGCGACUCCGGCCCCCGCCCCAUAGCGCCCCCUCCGCCCGCUUGCCCCUCGCCCGACAGCGCCCCCGAGGGUGGCACGGCGCCCUGCGCGCGCGCCCCAGGGUGCUUCCCCUUCCCCUCUCCCCGGCCAUGGUCCCCGCGGCUUAGACGCCUCCUCCGCCGCCGCCGCGCGGAGCAGCCCGGGCGCCGGAUGGACGGAGCCGCGGGGCCCGGUGAGGGCCCUGCUCCGGAGGCCCUGCAGGCCCUGAGCCGGCGGCUUCGGGUGCAAGAGGAGGAAAUGGAGCUGGUGAAGGCGGCCCUGGCAGAAGCCCUCCGCCUGCUUCGCCUACAGACGCCCCCUGCACCCCUGCUGGGCACGGUCCCACCUGUUCCCUCCAGGGACAGGUAUGCAUCGCCCCCAGGACUGCCCCCCACUUGCAGUCCCUCCUUGGUGAGCCGAGGCACCCAGACAGAGGCGCUGGAGAUCCCAUCCCCUGGACUCCCGGGCCUGAGCAAUGGGCCGCAGCCUCCUCAAGAGGGCAGUGAAGAGCCUGGUGGGACUCAGUUUGAAGGAGGAGGGGGCAGCAGCAGCAGUGGCACCGGCUCCCCUGGCCCCCCGGGGGUUCUCAAGCCCGUGCAGCCCCCACAGCGCACUGACACGCCAAGGAGAAAUUCUUCCUCCUCCUCAUCCCCCUCGGAGCGGCCUCGGCAGAAGCUCUCCCGGAAGGCAGCGUCCUCAGCCAACCUGUUAUUGCGGUCAGGAAGCACAGAGAGCCGUGGGGGGAAAGAUCCCCUCUCCAGCCCCGGGGGCCCUGGAUCUAGGCGAAGCAAUUAUAACUUGGAGGGCAUCUCAGUGAAGAUGUUCCUUCGAGGGCGUCCUAUCACCAUGUACAUCCCAACUGGCAUCCGCAGCCUUGAGGAGCUGCCCAUUGGCCCACCCCCGGAGACCCUCAGCCUUGACUGGGUUUAUGGGUACAGGGGCCGUGAUUCCCGCUCCAACCUCUUUGUGCUGCGCUCUGGGGAGGUCGUCUACUUUAUUGCCUGCGUAGUGGUGCUUUAUCGGCCUGGGGGAGGCCCUGGGGGCCCUGGAGGAGGUGGCCAGAGACAUUACCGGGGACAUUCGGACUGCGUUCGAUGCCUUGCUGUUCAUCCUGAUGGUGUCCGCGUAGCCUCAGGACAGACCGCAGGAGUGGACAAGGAUGGAAAGCCUCUGCAGCCCGUGGUCCAUGUGUGGGACUCGGAGACACUGCUGAAGCUGCAGGAGAUUGGACUGGGGGCUUUCGAGCGUGGUGUGGGGGCCCUGGCCUUUUCAGUCGUGGAUCAUGGUGCUUUUCUUUGUGUGGUGGAUGAUUCUAAUGAGCACAUGCUGUCAGUAUGGGACUCCAGUCGGGGCACGAAGCUGGCUGAGAUCAAGAGUACAAAUGACUCAGUCCUGGCCGUUGGCUUCAGCCCUCGUGACAGCAGCUGCAUCGUCACCAGUGGGAAAUCUCACGUCCACUUCUGGAACUGGAGUGGUGCCACCGGGGCUCCUGGGAACGGGACCCUCACUCGGAAACAGGGUGUCUUUGGGAAAUACAAGAAACCCAAGUUCAUCCCUUGCUUUGUGUUCCUCCCGGAUGGAGACAUUCUUACUGGGGACUCAGAGGGAAAUAUUCUUACCUGGGGGCGGAGCCUCUCAGAUGCCAAGACUCCAGGCAGGGGUGGGGCCAAAGAGACCUACGGGAUAGUGGCCCAGGUCCACGCUCAUGAGGGCUCCAUCUUCGCCUUGUGUCUCCGGAGGGACGGGACAGUGCUGAGUGGCGGUGGGCGGGACCGCCGGCUGGUUCAGUGGGGGCCCACGCUGGAGGCCCUCCAGGAGGCGGAGAUCCCUGAGCACUUUGGGGCUGUGCGGGCCAUUGCUGAGGGGCCUGGCUCUGAGCUGCUUGUGGGGACCACGAAGAACGCAUUGCUGAGGGGAGAUCUGGCCCAGGGUUUCUCCCCAGUCAUCCAGGGCCACACCGAUGAGCUCUGGGGCCUCUGCACACAUCCAUCCCAGAACCGCUUUCUCACCUGUGGACAUGACCGGCAGCUCUGCCUGUGGGAUGGUGAGGGCCACGCACUGGCUUGGAGCAUCGACCUCAAGGAGAUUGGCCUCUGUGCUGACUUCCACCCCAGUGGGGCAGUUGUGGCCGUAGGUCUAAGCACAGGGAGGUGGCUGGUUUUGGAUACAGAGACCAGAGAGAUCAUGUCGGACGUCACCGAUGGCAAUGAGCAGCUCUCAGUGGUCCGCUACAGCCCAGAUGGGAUGUAUCUGGCCAUUGGUUCCCAUGACAACAUGAUCUACAUCUACAGCAUUUCCAGUGAUGGUGCCAAGUCUAGCCGAUUUGGCCGCUGUGUGGGUCACUCCAGCUUCAUCACUCAUCUCGACUGGUCCAAGGAUGGGAACUUCAUCAUGUCCAAUUCUGGGGACUAUGAGAUUCUUUACUGGGAUGUGACUGCGGGCUGCAAGCUCCUGCGGAAUCGCUAUGAGAGCAGAGAUCGCGAGUGGGCCACCUACACCUGCGUGCUGGGCUUCCACGUCUAUGGCGUGUGGCCCGACGGCUCCGACGGGACCGACAUCAACUCCCUGUGCCGCUCCCACAACGAGCGCGUGGUGGCCGUGGCGGACGACUUCUGCAAAGUGCACCUCUUCCAGUACCCGUGCGCGCGCGCCAAGGCGCCGAGCCGCAUCUUCGCGGGCCACGGCAGCCACGUGACCAGCGUCCGGUUCACGCACGACGACUCGCACCUCAUCUCCCUGGGCGGCAAGGACGGCAGCAUCUUCCAGUGGCGAGUGCUGGGCGCCGGGGGCGCGGGGCUGGCGCCGGCCACGCCCUCACGAACUCCGUCCCUGUCGCCCGCCUCCUCCCUCGACGUCUGACGGCGGCGGGACCCAGGCCCCCAGCCUCUCCGUGCGCCCCCAUCCCACCGCAUCUCCCAGAACUAGAGGCCGAGCCUUCCCGCGACUUCGAGACAUUCCCGAGCGCGCCUUUACCCAGAAGAGACGAAUGGACCCCAGCAUACACUGUACAGACCCACUGGCCGAGCCGGGCGCCCCCAGCUCGGGCCCCGACUCCAGUUGACUGCAAAGGGGGCAAUAAACCAAAACUAAAGU